This is a messenger RNA of Onychostoma macrolepis, 6871 nucleotides long. It is a transcript of the gene pcdh7b, whose product is annotated as protocadherin 7b. Gene Ontology annotation, biological process: homophilic cell-cell adhesion. Gene Ontology annotation, molecular function: calcium ion binding. The coding region runs from base 766 to 4494 and encodes 1242 amino acids. Gene Ontology annotation, cellular component: plasma membrane. The transcript has 3 exons. NCBI's taxonomy places the organism in Eukaryota, Metazoa, Chordata, Actinopteri, Cypriniformes, Cyprinidae. The record is from RefSeq and is a predicted model, not a curated record.
UGAGAGGCGCGCGCUGGACAGAGGGACCGUCCUCGCGCUGGAAUUUUAAUAUCACAUUCCUAGCAUCUCUGCCAGGAUUAUAACUCCGUUGUUGCUCAGUUUUGCAUUUUGCCUUAACGCCGAACAGCACAGUGGCACUGCGGAAUUUUUUUUUUUUCGCUCUCUGGUGCAAGUGAGAACUAUUAGACGCUGAGUGGACUGGAGAAAUCUUGUGCGCGCGGACACGGCACACGGAGAGGACAGAUCAUUUGCGGCUUAUAUCCGUAGCACAAGAAGUUCUGAUAUUUCAGUUUCUAUUCCGUAUGGUGGGAUAUCAUCUGGAGCGGAGAGUUCGCAUCUGGGAAGGCUGGAUUUAAAACCUUAUUAAUUGAUUGCGCAAUGGAUUGAAUAUCUGGCUUCGCUGCCUUUAAUGAAAAGACCCGGCGAUGUCAAGUCAUGGCAAACACGGAGUAGUCUCAGCAAGUAAUUUCUGGCAUGUUUAUUUCAAGCUUAAUGUUGAAUGAAUUUGUUAAGACUUUCUGUCAGUGCUGUGUAUAUUUUUGAGGGACAAAUCAAUGAAAAGCGAGAAUAGCAAGAUCCCAGUCUGAGAGGGGGGAAAGAUAACAGAUAUGCGCUAUUCUGUCUGAGUUUGGUAACCACAGAGGGGUAUCCGGUUGUGAAAACACAUGCAGUGAGAAACAGGCGCUUUAACACGAGCGAGAAGAAGGUGAAAAAGCUGUUAAACAAAAUUAACAUUCAGUUUGGCCGGAAAACCCGCGACGAGCAAUGAGGACUACAGGCAUUGUGGACUAUUUAAGCUACUGCUUUCUUAUUCUGCAGCUGCUGAGUCAGCCCGCAGCCAAGCAAGUGCUCCGGUACCGCCUGGCUGAGGAGGGUCCUGCCGAUGUCCGUGUGGGCAAUGUAGCCGCGGACCUUGGCAUCACGGCUGGCAUGGAUGUGACUUUUACCUUAGAAUCCGGCUCCGAGUACUUCAAAAUCGAUAACAUGACCGGAGACCUGAGCACGAACGAGCGGCGGAUAGACCGCGAAAAGCUGCCGCAGUGUCAAAUGAUUUUUGAUGAGAACGAAUGUUUUAUAGAUUUCGAAGUGUCCGUGAUAGGACCCGCGCAGAGCUGGGUUGAUCUCUUUGAGGGCAAAGUGAUUAUUUUAGACAUAAACGACAACACGCCGUCUUUUCCCUCACCUGUUCUUACGCUCUCCGUUGAGGAGAACAGACCCAUUGGCACACUUUAUCUCCUGCCCACGGCCACCGACAGAGAUUUCGGUCGGAAUGGAAUUGAGCGAUACGAGUUAAUUCAGGACAACGGCGAGAGCUCUGUCAGACGGAUCGGCACUUCCGGCUCCGGCAGUGUUGACACUCACAUGGGCAAGCGGAGGUUCGACGAGGGGGCGAGCCGUAGCAGCGUCUUUGAACUUCAAGUUGCUGACACCACAGACGGCGAGAAGCAGCCGCAGCUAAUUAUCAAAGGGGCACUGGACAGAGAGCAGCGCGACUCCUAUGAGCUGACUCUGCGUGUUAGAGAUGGGGGCGACCCCCCACGCUCCUCUCAAGCCAUCCUUAGGGUAAUGAUCACUGAUGUAAAUGAUAACACCCCACGCUUUGAAAAGAGCGUCUAUGAGGCAGACCUGCCAGAAAACAGCUCCCCAGGUGCCCCCAUACUCCAGCUAAAAGCGGGCGACACCGAUGUAGGUGUGAAUGGACAGAUUGAAUAUGUUUUCGGAGCAGCCACAGAGUCGGUGCGACGACUGCUGCGGCUCGACGAGAGCACUGGCUGGCUCAGUGUUUUGCACAGGAUUGACCGUGAAGACGUGAGCCAGCUUCGCUUCACAGUUAUGGCACGUGAUCGUGGCCAGCCUCCUAAGACUGACAAGGCGACAGUGAUCAUCAACAUCAAAGAUGAAAAUGACAACGUCCCCAAUAUCGACAUCCGGAAAAUCGGACGCAUUUUUCUCAAAGACGGUGUGGCUAAUGUGGCAGAGGAUGUGAUUGUUGAUACACCCAUCGCUCUGGUCCAAGUGUCAGACCGAGAUAAAGGGCCGAACGGUAUAGUGACGUGCACCGUAGUGGGAGAUGUUCCGUUUCAGCUCAAACCUGCUAGUGAGGUUGAGGGCGAAAUGAAUAAAAAGAAGUACUUUCUCCAUACGUCAGCACCACUUGAUUAUGAAGCAGUGCAGGAGUAUAACGUGGUCAUUGUUGCUGUUGACUCGGGGAGCCCUAGCCUCUCUAGCAACAAUUCACUGAUAGUCAAAGUGGGGGACAUGAAUGACAAUCCACCAGUUUUUACUAAAAGUACAGUGGAAGUUUCGUUUCCUGAAAACAAUGCUCCCGGCGAGCGUGUCGUCACAGUAGUGGCCUUAGAUGCAGACAGCGGCAAAAAUGCAGAAAUCUCCUACUCCCUGGACUCCUCUGUGAAUGGAAUAUUUUCCAUUGAUGCAGACACUGGUGACAUCCGUGUCAACACCAUACUUGACAGGGAGCAGACGGAACGAUAUGAGUUUAAAGUUAUCGCCAAAGACAAAGGCAUGCCUGUUCUGCAGGGCUCAGCCACUGUGGUAGUCCUGGUGGCGGAUAAAAAUGACAACGAGCCAAAGUUCAUGCAGGAUGUGUUCACUUUCUAUAUACAGGAAAACCUGCAACCCAACAGCCCUGUCGGCAUGAUAACGGUAAUGGAUGCCGACAAAGGACAAAAUGCGGACAUGAGUCUAUACAUUGAGCAACAGGAAGACAUUUUCUCCAUUGACAACAACACAGGUACCAUCUUCUCAAACAUGGCUUUUGACCGUGAGCAAAAAAACACGUAUUCAUUCCGUGUCAAAGCUGUUGAUGGAGGCGAUCCGCCCCGGUCAGCUACAGCCACGGUGUCCCUCUCUGUAAUGGAUGUAAAUGAUAAUCCCCCCACUGUCACUUUUCCAAUGAAUAGCUCAUACACGCUGCUUCCUCCUUCUAGCAACAUAAGGACAGUGGUCAGGACUGUCUCGGCUGCUGAUACCGACACAGGUAUUAAUGCUAACCUCAGCUACAGAAUAGUGGGUGGCAAUCCGUUUAAGUUGUUUGAAAUUGAUGCAUGGACUGGAGUGAUCUUGUUAGUUGGCAAACUAGAGCAAAAACAUUUUGGCCUUCAUCGACUGGUUGUGCAAGUGAAUGACAGCGGGGUUCCGUCGCAAAGCACCACCACAUUGGUCCACAUCUACGUCAAUGAAACGCUUUCCAACUCCACUAUUGUAGAGGCGCAAGUAGCCAAAAGUCUUGGUACGCCGCUCAAUGCUGACAUUGCAGGAGACCCCAACUAUGACUUGGGAAAGCAAAGACUGAGCAUCGCCAUAGGAGUUGUGUCAGGCAUCAUGACGGUGAUUCUUAUCAUCCUGGUGGUCGUCAUGGCCCGCUACUGCCGUCCCAAGAACAAGAAUGGCUAUGAGGCUGGAAAGAAAGACCAUGAGGACUUCUUCACUCCUCAGCAACAUGAUAAAGGCAAGAAACCCAAGAAAGACAAGAAUAAGAAAAAGUCUAAACAGCCUUUAUAUAGCAGCAUCGUCACCGUCGAGGCAUCCAAGCCAAAUGGACAGCGCUACGAUGGCGUUAACGAGAAACUGUCGGACAGUCCGGGAAUGGGCCGCUAUCGGUCCGUCAACGGUGGCCCUGGAAGCCCAGAUCUUGCCCGCCAUUACAAAUCCAGCUCACCCCUGCCCACCGUUCAGCUGCACCCUCAGUCUCCAACGGCAGGAAAAAAGCACCAGGCUGUUCAGGACCUGCCGCCGGCCAACACAUUUGUCGGCACUGGAGAUAACAUAUCCAUCGGAUCAGACCACUGUUCUGAGUACAGUAGCCAAACCAUCAACAAGUACAACAAACAGCCGUUCCGCCGAGUGACCUUCUCGGUGGUGAGCCAGCCACAGGACCCGCACCAGGGCUCGCUGCAGAGCUGCUACGACAGUGGCCUGGAGGAGUCGGAGACGCCCAGCAGCAAGAGCUCGUCCGGCCCCAGACUAGGUGCCCUCCCUCUACCCGAAGACGCCUAUGAGAGGACUACGCCCGAUGGCAGUGUCGGUGAGGCAGAGCAUAUGGAAAAUGACUCUCGGCCCCUGCCUGACGUAGCUAUGACGGGUAAAUGCACGCGGGAGUGUGACGAAUAUGGCCACUCGGAUUCCUGCUGGAUGCCUGUGCGCACCUCGCCUGAACGUAGGCCCAAGGCCACCCCUCCCAAACUCUCCACCUUCAUGACCUCCCCCGGGGGCAACGUUGCCGAACAGCCUGGCAGCCAGGAGACUCUAGCUGUUGCCAACGGGGACCCCUCGCACCUGCUGGGCGACCGCAACCGUAAUCUCCUUAGCAAAAAGAUGGCCUCCUCCUCCUCAUCCUACGACGCCUUUAGUUCAGCUGGAUUUUCCGCCAGCGAGGAAACAUCUCGCCCCACCGAGGAGAUUCCGCUAGCGCCCACGGGUGAAUACAAGCCGACGCAAUGCGGAACUCUCACCAGGCGGGAAGUUUACCUGUAAUCGACACACGGCGACUGCGAAGGGACGAUGACAGUGACUCAGCAUGGUCAGAGAUGCUGUUAGCAAACCAAACCCUAAAACAAAAGCAACAUGGAUUUUCCUCGAACUGCUCGCACAACUAGUGCAGCGCUACUUUCGAACUUAAAUAGCCGUCUGAGUUAAAACUGUGGAAUUACAUGUUGUAAAUGUGCGUGAGAAGGAUGAGACGGAGGAGGGGGAAGAGGCGGAGGUGGAGAGAAGGGAAUGUUGGUGGAUCAGUGCUACUUUGCUGCUAGCGUAUCGGGCCCUGUAGACUUCCCCAAAGUGCUGCCUGGUUUCUGUAGACCUCUUUCUAAACAUGCAUGCAUCAUCUAGCCCCUUAAGAGUGUGUGCCCCUUGAGACAGACCUGGACUAUACCUUUUUGUCUUUGUUUUUAUAACUAAUCGUGAACCGAUGAGACUGGUUCUGUCUUUUAAUCCGUUUUUAUUUUUGGGGGUGGGCGGGAGUGUUUUUAUGUGGAUGUAUUAUGUCCAUAUGCAAUCAGUCGAAGUACUGAACUGUCCGGACAACGAAUCACAUUAACAAAGAAGAAAAAAAGACAGGCUAAUGAUGGACGAAAAUCAUCAUACGAUGAUCGGUGAUGGCAUAACUACAUGAUGUCGGAGCGCAUUGUCAUUGACUUUAGCCUUUUACAAAGAUUUGUAGAUACUCAAAUGGCGCAAGUGAACGGCGUACGCGCUGAUGAACUUACAGUGCGAGAAGCAAGUUUACCUGUGUGCCUAUCAACUUUAUGUACAUGUGAAGGAACACAAGCAUACACAGAUCCACUAAUGCACGUUUUUUGUCGUGUGGGUGAAGUAUUGUACAUAUAUAUAUAUAUAUAUAAUCUGUGAACAUACUCUGGACACACACAUUGAAAUCACGAGCGACCCGUUUUCAACCCGCUCACAUGCACCUCUAGAAGUAGAGGAAGGUUCUUUACAUUGCAGAGCUUGUCAGUUAUUUGCCUGAACGCCAUGGGUUUGUGUAAUUGUGGUUCAUCCCUCUCUAGAUGUGUGAAACUAUGCUGAAGUUUUUGUGGUCUCAAGAUGGCCUCCUGGCACACAAACACUUGCAAACACACACACACACACACACACACACAAUUGAUCCGCACAUUGUACAUACACAUUAUAAUUAUCCCAUAAAGCCACAGGAACACUAUUUGGAUAUGCUGCUGGGGUGAAUUAGUUUAAUAAUAUUGCCCUGCUGAAGAGCUUGGGCUGGCCCUGUGUAACAUUCCUAGUAUGAAUGUUAAAUAGAGCAAUAAACUCAUUCAACAGAUUCACUCUCAAUCUCACACACUUCAGAAGAGUAAUCAAGGAUGAGAACUCGUGUCCCUCGUGUAGCAGUCAGAGUGAACCGACUACUUGUACAAUCACAUUCAAAGUUCGGCUACUACAGGCACGAUAGGAGCGAUUGCAAUGCGACACAUGAUGCCGCUGUAUAACCAAAGUAUCGGGAACAACAUGACGUGAUGUCUCAAAGAACUGGGACAGGAAAGCUCCUUUUUAGGUCACAUGUUGCUUUAAUUACCUUCACAUAUGUUUCAGUGCAACGUGGGGAAACCACGUGCGCACUUAUACAUCAUGGGCCUAUCCCAAACCAUUUGCAAGAGGAGGAGUAUACUUAGGAGGCAUCGUGCUUUUAAAAAAGGAGGUAAAUUAUUCAGAUGCAAUUGAUUUUUUUGUUUGUUUUGUUUUGUAUGUUAAUGGUUCCUUGAGUUUGAACGGACUGCCUUUUUUGCAGCUUCCAGAUCUGUAGUCUGUAUGUACUACUCGUGUUUAAAAGAAGUGCUCUGAUGCUUACAAACUGUAUACAUAGAUAUGUACUUUUUAUUGCACGUUUAAAGGGAAUCUACACUUACUAUGAAGAAGAAAAAAAAAGUGUACAAUUAUCAUACCCUGUGAACAUGGAAGUCCACUGCUUGCGUUUGUUACGAACAGACACUAGACAUUGUAGUAUGACUAUGUAUAUUGAUUUGACGAGGAUGAAAAAGAAUCAUACACAUUCAUGAUGCACCGAUUUAUUUAGCGUCAUAUCAUCCGUUGCUUAUUUAUCUGAUUUAUUUAUAAUUUUGUUUUAUAGCAAAUGUACUUUUAUCCAUUGGUUCUGUAAUGUUUAUAUUCUUUUCACAGAAAAGUACCUUUCAUUAUGUAGAAAAUUAGUUGUGAAACUUGAUUCCAAAACAAUUCAAAGGAGUCUCACGUACCUCACAACUCUCCGUUCUAUUUGUUUUUCAAAUAUACGUUCAUAAUGAUGCCCUCUUCAGAUCUCAUCAGUCAUAUCUUUCCCUUUCCUUCCCAGUGCCACUUUGUAUAUGUAGUGCUUCUGUAAAAAAAAAAAAAAAAAAAAGAA